AUGGGCCAGUCCGAGUUGGGGUUCCUGUUGCGAGGUCGUAGCCUUGUGCAGAUUGUGGGAGACAUCACCUGGGUGAGUGUUGGAAGAAGAUUGGGGCGUGUUUCAGAUAUAGGUGUUUGGAGCAUCAAGUUAAGAAUUGUCCUCAGAGACCUGUUCAGAUGCAAGCUACAAAGUAGGGUUAUGUGCUUCAGCAGCCACCGAGAGACCGUGGUCAGGCUAGAGGUGGAAAUGGCAUGGGGCGAGGUCGUGGAGCACCUGGCAGAGGUGCUGUCAAUAAGGAUAGAUAAGUUGUUUAGGAAUUUGCUCCUAGAGGUUCAGGGAGUAAUCUUUCCAGUGGAUCUGAUGGAGCUACCGUUUGGUGAAUUUGACCUUAUCUUGGGGACGGAUUGGCUGGUUAAAUAUGUUGCAAGUUUGGAUUGUACUGCUAAGCGUAUGGUGCUGAAGAUUGCAGAGGAUGAGAAGGUGGUUGUGAUUGGGGAGCGAAGGGAUUAUUUAUCAAAUGAUUUUCCUGAUGCAUUUCCUGAUGAACUCCUUGGGUUACCUCCGUCCUAUGAGGUCGAGUUUGGUAUUGAGCUCCUACCGGGAAAAGCUCCAGUGUCCAUUACCCCUUAUAGGAUAGCACCGAAGGAGCUGGUGGAGUUAAAAGCUCAAAUUCAAGAACUACUAGACAGAGGGUUUAUUUGA
Gossypium arboreum is the source of this 684-nucleotide messenger RNA. RefSeq lists its product as uncharacterized. NCBI's taxonomy places the organism in Eukaryota, Viridiplantae, Streptophyta, Magnoliopsida, Malvales, Malvaceae. The transcript is spliced from 3 exons. Bases 1 to 684 code for a protein of 227 amino acids. The record is from RefSeq and is a predicted model, not a curated record.